This is a messenger RNA of Terrapene triunguis (Three-toed box turtle), 959 nucleotides long. Its product is annotated as E3 ubiquitin-protein ligase RNF167-like. Gene Ontology annotation, cellular component: nucleoplasm; cytoplasm. The transcript is spliced from 4 exons. Lineage: Eukaryota; Metazoa; Chordata; Testudines; Emydidae. The record is from RefSeq and is a predicted model, not a curated record. Bases 17 to 649 code for a protein of 210 amino acids. Gene Ontology annotation, biological process: protein ubiquitination; positive regulation of DNA-templated transcription; ubiquitin-dependent protein catabolic process. Gene Ontology annotation, molecular function: ubiquitin protein ligase activity.
UCCGCCGGCCGUGAGGAUGCGGCCCGAGCGCGCCUUCCCGAGCCCCGUCGCCGCCCUCCUGCUCCGGGCCUGCCUGCUGCUCCCCCCCGCGGACGCCUACAUCCACGCGGUGACGGAUCACAACUCCAGCAUGGACUUCUCAGACCUGCCCGCCCUCUUCGGGGCCCUGCUGCCCAGGGAAGGACUUGUGGUGCGUAGCUGGCGCUUGGGCGGCAAGAUCCAGGGGGCUGGUGGGGACGAGUAUGACGUCUGCGCCAUCUGUCUGGAUGAGUACGAGGAGGGCGACCGGCUGCGGAUCCUGCCCUGUGCCCACGCCUAUCACUGCCGGUGCGUGGACCCCUGGCUGACACAGACCAAGAAGACCUGCCCGGUGUGUAAGCAGCGCGUGCUGCGGACGGCCGAGGACUCGGACUCAGAGGGCGAGGGGCACCCGCGGGGCGAGGAGGAGGAGGAGGAGGAGCAGCGCCACUCGGAGCGGACCCCGCUGCUGGGCCCCUCCUCCGCCGCCGGCACCCCCUCCUUCGGCAGCAUGGCCGAGGCGCGGGGCCCGCCCUCUGGCGAGGAAGGCUCCGAGGAGGAGCAGGAGGGGUCCCUGGGUGCUCACAAGGGGCAUCCCCCUGAGGGCCGGGGGGGCAGCAUCCUUGUCUGAGCCCCCGGAUGGGGCAGCUGCUUGGACUCCGUGGGGGGCCUCAACCCCCGAGCUUUCUUGGUAUUUUAAACCGUGCACAAAACAGGGGCCCCCGGUGGGGAUCCGGGCUUGGACCCCCUUCCUGUGGCGUGGGGUGACCCCCAGCUCCCUUUCGGCCCUGCAGCCCCUGCCCCAGGGGAUUGAUUAUGUGCCAAGGCUCCAGGGCUGGGGGACUCGGGGUGUCACGGCUUUGCAGGGUGGGGGUGGGGGGGCCUUUUGCACAGCUCAGGGUGUGAGGGGCAUGGAGGGGGGACCGAUUCUCUCCCCAGUC